AGCUGCCAGUAAUUGCCCCCACCCCUUUCCAUCACUUAGUUUUUCCGGGGUGAAAGGGCGCGGGCUCCGGGGCGGCUCCUCCUCCUCCUCCUUCUGCUUCUGCUGCUGCCGCCGCUACUGUCCCUGUCUAUUAGCCGUGCGGCUGAGACAUCAAGAGUGAGGCCCAGGACGGGCAGGAGCGGCUUGGCAAGGAACCCCCACAACUUCCUGCUGGAGUAGCGCCUAGCGGAGCGCUCAGGAUUGGCCCGGCUCCUAUUCUGUCCUAGCGGAGAGGCGAGGCAGCGUUGGAUACAAGGGGAGAGGUUUCCAGUUGGGUAUAAGGCUUUCUUGGGACAUCAACAGCAGACACUAUCUGACCUUCACAACGGCAUCAUCUUAAGUUCUUCUUCUUCUUCUUCUUAAUCAUCUUCUGUAGACAACUUUAUGGACCACUUUAAAGGCUUGAAUUUUAUGUACGAUUGCUCAGAUUGAUUUCGGCUUUCGUGUUGAUUGGGGACCACUGAGCUUUGUGGAUUAUUAUUAUUAUAAACCUUUGCUGGUGUGAAGAGGUUCACAGACUUCCUUAUAUGUGAUGUUAAUUUGACCAUUGUGGGAUAAGGGUUGUCUAAGUGGAAAUACAGAAUGCUGACGGUCUUCUCUAGAUCAUGAGCCACAUGCCUGCUCUGUGAAGAUGGGGCCUUAGUGUGGUCAAUAUGCCAGGACAUCACAGAGCUGGAAAAACCAUCGAAACUUCCUAAACACAUGCACAGAAGUGCACUGUGUACCCUGUAGAUCAAUUCUCAAACUUGUCUGCAGAGACCCUUCUGUUGUUUGGUGUCUAUUCUUUAAGUAGCAGCAUUUUCAACCCGAGGAAAGAGGAUCCAUUUAUCUACCGUCACCUGCUAUCACAAAUCUGGCAAACAUGUCUACCUCCUCCUUGCGCCGACAGAUGAAAAACAUAGUCCACAAUUACUCUGAAGCAGAAAUCAAAGUGAGAGAGGCCACGUCAAAUGAUCCAUGGGGUCCAUCCAGUUCCUUAAUGUCCGAGAUUGCUGACCUUACCUAUAAUGUGGUGGCAUUCUCAGAAAUCAUGAGCAUGAUAUGGAAACGGCUCAAUGAUCAUGGAAAGAACUGGCGGCAUGUCUACAAAGCCAUGACGCUAAUGGAGUACCUUAUUAAAACUGGCUCUGAACGGGUGGCACAGCAGUGUAAAGAGAACAUAUAUGCCAUACAGACCCUUAAAGAUUUCCAAUAUGUGGACAGAGAUGGAAAAGACCAGGGUGUUAAUGUCCGUGAGAAAGCUAAACAGUUGGUUUCGCUGCUGAAAGAUGAUGAAAGGCUAAAGGAAGAAAGAGCACAUGCGCUGAAGACCAAGGAGAAGCUGGCACAAACCUCCACAUCUUCUUCUGCGUCCUCCACCUUAAACCCGGCCCCAGAAGGAGAGCAAGCUUGGCCUCAAAGCAGCGGAGAGGAAGAACUCCAGCUCCAGCUUGCCUUGGCCAUGAGCAAGGAAGAAGCGGAGCAGGUAAGAGCAAAGCCCCCUCCUGUGUCCGAAGAGGAAUUGCAGCUACAGCUUGCCCUUAGCUUGAGCAAAGAGGAACAUGACAAGGAGGAGCGAAUCAAACGAGGAGACGACCUCCGGCUUCAGAUGGCUUUAGAGGAAAGCAGAAAAGGGGCACCUUCCAAACAGGAAGAGUCAUCCCUAAUGGAUCUAGCUGAUGUGUUCAGCCCCCCUGCACCAGUUGCUCCUACUGCAGACCCAUGGGGUGCCUCGGCUGCUCCCCCUGCAGAUCCAUGGGCAGGUGGAGCUACACCAGCUUCAGUACCAGCAGCAGCAGCAGCGCCUGACCCUUGGGGGGGCCCUCCAGUGGCUACAGGUUCAAGCUCUGAUCCAUGGGGAACCGGGGUACAAACAAACUCCACUCCUGGCGACCCCUGGGGUGGAACACAAGCUGUCACUUCAGCUGAUGUCAAGUCAGUGUCUGAUCCAUGGAAUCCAGGAGGUUCUGGCGCAACUACUGCCAUCCCAAGUGAUCCCUGGUCCUCUAGUCCACCAGUGGCUCAAUCUGUGAAGAAAGCUGCAGAUCCGUGGGCCCCACCUGCAGCUUCAUUUUCUGAUCCUUGGGGUGGAUCACCUUCGAAACCAAACACGAACGGGACAAUGGCCAGUUCCACCUUUGACCAGUUCGUCAAUCCUGCAGAUAAAGACGAGUUUUCGGAUUUUGACACCUUGAGGAAUGCUCUCCCCCAGUCAGGAAGCAGCACAGGUGAGCUUGAUCUGUUGGCAGGAGAAGUCCCUAUGUCCCGUUCUUUGGGAUCAAAGAGCCCCGACGCCUUUGACAUGAGCACUAUGAGUGGCUCACUGUGUGACUUCUCCAAUCCAACCCGAAAAACACCCGAGUCCUUCCUGGGACCGAACGCUGCCCUUGUUGAUUUGGAUUCUCUAAUUUCUAAAUCCACAUUACAGAAUACAAAGACCUCCAACCCUUUCCUUGUUACAGGAACACCCAAUCCAACCGCAACAAAUCCAUUCCAGCCCAACCAGCAGUCAUCUCUUACUCUGAACCAGCUGCGAUCGAGCCCAGUGAUGACCUUGGGACAGCCAGUUACCCCAGCUGGUCAAACGCCUGCAACCAUUCCUUUCGCUUCCCCCAUGAUGUCCGUUUCUCCUAUGGCCCCUGGAAUUCCUCUAGCAAAUAUGGCACCAAUGGUUGGAAUGCAGCCUAUGGCUGGAGUACCAGUUGGUACUUUGGCUCCUGGUGUACCUGGUAUGGUUUUGCCACCUAUGAUGCCACCGCAGCAGUUGGUUGCACAGCCACUUCUCCCAAAUUUAUCAACACAAGCUGUGACGAGUACUACUAAUCCUUUUCUGUUAUGAGGUGCGGUGAGUUUGUAGAGGUGAUGACCAGGUGUGAUGGGUCUAGAAUGUUGAUCUUUUACAACUACUACAGAAACUCCCCGUAUCCUCACAGCCUUGUGUGAGCAGCAAAAUGUUUUCUGGUGUCUGCUUCUCUUUGACUGUGCCUCCAAACACCAAGAAUUAGUAUUGAUCCCUGAGCAGUACAGCAACUGGAGUUUGGGUAGAAGAUCAUUAUUCAAUUUUGCAUUCUGCAGAUCGAUUAUCAUGAGAACUAUGCCCGAGCCCUGCAUUGAUCCCCUUUUACCCCAUUAAUUAACUGUUAUCUAUGAUUGUAACCUGUCUUGUUUGAUUUUCCCCUGGAAUUUUCUAAGGGCCUCCCAGGUUUGGUGCAAGUGUCCCUUGCAUCUUUUAAUCCACAGCUCCCCUGGCACUAAGGCUUCUAUUUACUUCUUCCCAUCGUUCUUGCAGUGGAGCCCGUAACAUCUCUUUUCAAGUAUUAAAGAGCAACUGCAGACACAUGCUUCCUUUCCAGUAUGUCAGAGGCAGUUUGUUUGAUAUGAACUCAGUAGCCGACAUUAUAGGCUAUCGGUUUUUUUUAAUACCACUCUUUGGUGCAUAGCACUUUCAUCACAGUUAUGCCUGAGUUUGGGAUAUGUACUGAAUAAAACACUAAAAAGUGAACUUUCUGAAACCCAAAAAACGAUUGAAGUUAUCUUUUUUUUUUUUUUCCCAACGGAUCUGAAUAUUGUGCUUGCUGGCCAGUUCUUGUUCAUGGAAACCGUUGGCUAUGGCCUGACUGCGGAGCUGCUCCGGCUUUAGAUCCAUAUAAAUAUGAAUGACACAGCUGCAACAUUAUAAGUCAAAAAGUGUUAAAAUAGAUUGAUAACCA
Molecule: messenger RNA, 3728 nt
Organism: Xenopus laevis (African clawed frog)
Lineage: Eukaryota; Metazoa; Chordata; Amphibia; Anura; Pipidae
Gene: epn1.S
Product: epsin 1 S homeolog
Exons: 12
Coding region: 902-2857 (651 amino acids)
Biological process (GO): endocytosis
Cellular component (GO): plasma membrane; endosome; cytoplasm
Molecular function (GO): phospholipid binding; clathrin binding
Source: RefSeq, a predicted model, not a curated record